This is a messenger RNA of Ilex paraguariensis (yerba mate), 686 nucleotides long. Lineage: Eukaryota; Viridiplantae; Streptophyta; Magnoliopsida; Aquifoliales; Aquifoliaceae. The record is from the annotation of a GenBank genome assembly.
CCGCAGUUAAGCUCCACUGAUAUACCAGAAUUUUUGAAGGUUGCCCACUCUUCUUAUGAAGAGGAUAAGGCCAAAUUUGAGAAGAAAAUUGAGAAUCUUUUGAAGGACAAGGCCGAAUUUGAAAUGAAAAUCGAGUCACUUCGGCAUUCUUAUGAAAAGCAAAAUGCCAAAUUUGAGAAAAUUGAGGCACAUCAACAGGCAGACUUUGCUUCUUUUGACAAGGAUAAGGCCAAACUUGAGGAGAAAAUCGAGGCACUUGGUUUUGCUGUCGAAUGCAUUAAGCAGGAACUUGGGAAGUUCAACUGAUUCUAGAAAUGAGAACUUUUCAACAACUGAGCUAUGUCAAUUGGAUUCUCUUUUUUCCUUGUAUGAGGCUUGUUUGUUUUUUUUUUUCUUGUAUUUCAUGUUUUGCUAGGCAUGUCAUGUCGCAUAACUUUAUCAAAAUGUAUUUGUAAACUCGAAUUGGUGGUUGAGAAUUCUAAACAUCAACAUGCAUCUAUAAACUUGGCAAACAAGAUUGAAUUUACAAGUUUUGCAUUGCUAUUAGAAGGUACUUUUAGUAGGCAUUUCGUUGGGAAAUGUGCUCAAUCUUUCUACCCCAGACAUUAUUGUUGGUAAGUGCUUGUGCGAUGUGUAUCUGAAAUCUGGGUUGCGCUCUGUGUUCUUGUGAGUAUUUGGGCUGCACU